Molecule: messenger RNA, 4617 nt
Organism: Microthlaspi erraticum
Lineage: Eukaryota; Viridiplantae; Streptophyta; Magnoliopsida; Brassicales; Brassicaceae
Source: the annotation of a GenBank genome assembly
AUGGAUCCGCAGAUCGUUAACAAGAUAUCUGAGGAACCUGAUUCGAAACGCUCGAAGUUGGAUGACGAGGAGGAAAAAUGCGAGGAGAUGCCCUCUUCGUCUAGCGACGACUCCACAGAUUACGAUUCGGAUGAUGUUCGAAUGUACGACGAAGAAUUCAAAAGACAUGGGGCGUACGAUUUUGACUGCUCGAGAGUAGGCCGCAUUGUGGGUUAUCGCCCUGUCAUAUUCGAGGAAAGCGACUUUGCUGACGAACCGGAAACAGACGGAGAAUUGAUCAAUCGAUUAUCGAAGACGGCUCUUGAUAAAUACAAUACUGAUAAGGGAAACAAUCUUGAAUUUGUGAAAGCAGUGAAGUCUAAUUGGAGUAUUGGAGGGGGACACAUUUUCUCAAUCACAUUCGAGGCCAAGGAUGCUUCUCAAAGUGAGCCUAUACCUUUCCACGCUCAGGUUCCAGAGUUUUUUAGGUAUUAUCUCGCGCGAGGUUCUCUCCGAUCUGACUCUUCUUCCCGGAUCUCUUCUUCAUUGCUACUUGCAAUGGUUGUCGAUAGCUCUGUUUCCCUGUCUCCUCGCCGGAGGCAGGUUCUGUUGCGGGAUCAGGUUCAGCUUAUUAAAAGAAAGGACUAUGGAAGAUAUGGGAUAGUUCCGGUCGAGGAUCCGUUGUCUUUUGAAAAAGGUUUUUACCCUGCGGUUAUUCGUGCUUGCCAAUCCUUGGCUCGGAAGAACGAUGGGCUCACUUUGGUCGGAUUAGCUGGUCGGUCCUUCUGGAGCCCUGGAAAGACAAUCUUCACAACUUCAUGCUAUCAUAAACAUGGGCACAGCUGCAGUGACGGUACUCGUCUGUGUGGUCGAUGGAAAGACCCACUGUUGACCGGCUAUGAUACCCUUCUUGACAAUAAACAUGGAACUUCUUCUCCGUGCUCGGCAUCGCCACUAAGUGAAUCUCCUCAUCUCCGAGCUGACGGAUCCGUCGACUAUAAAAGCAAACCCGCCGUCAGAUCUUCCUCCGGGGGCUGGAGAUCCGCCGGAUUCAUCAUCGGCAAUCCCAAAUCGGUAGUCAGAGAUAAGAACGGUUCAACAGCGACUGAUGAAAUGGUUACAACUUGGAGACGGAAAAGUAGUGAUUCCUCAAGCUCUCGAAGCUCUGUGAAAGAAGAUAAUGCAACGUCUGUAAAAUCUGCAAACUCGUCACCGUCUUCUCUGUCAAAUUAUGCUCGCGAGGAAAGAAAGCACGCUGAGAAAGAAGAUGAUAGAAGUGAUAGCAGUGAAAGAGAGGAUGACCAUGUGACAGCACUUGAUGAUGAAGAGGCAGUGGCUGUCCAAGAGCAAGUAAGACAGAUUAAGGCCCAAGAGGAGGAGUUUGAAACCCUUGACCUCAAAAUUGUGCAAAGAAAAAACAGGACUGGUUUCGAAGAGGAAAAGAACUUCCACGUGGUGUUGAACUCGGUCAUUGCUGGGCGUUACCAUGUCACCGAGUAUCUUGGAUCAGCAGCUUUCAGUAAAGCCAUACAGGCGCAUGACUUGCAGACAGGAAUGGACGUUUGUAUCAAAAUCAUAAAGAACAACAAAGACUUCUUCGACCAGAGUCUUGACGAGAUAAAACUUUUGAAGCUUGUCAACAAGCAUGACCCUGCUGACAAAUUUAAUCAUCCUCUCCGGUUGUAUGAUUACUUCUACUACCGGGAGGACUUGCUAAUUGUAUGUGAACUUCUCAAGGCCAAUCUAUACGAAUUCCACAAGUUUACCAGAGAACCAGGUGGUGAAGUUCAUUUCACAAUGCCAAGAUUACAGGCUCUUUUCCAGAAUGACAGUUUGCUAAUCAACGAAAUCAGCUCAUCAGGUGGGAAGAAAUCUGCUGGAGGAAUCUGGGUUUCAGGGAGUCAGGGAAUAGCAGAGGAUGCAUCAGAUCUUGUCUCUGGCUUUGCUACCAUAGGUGAUGGUUUGAGUGAGUCUGUUGACUACCGUAAUGAAUAUUGGGACUCUGACGAGUAUGAGGAUGACGACGACAUUGGUUAUGUCAGACAACCUAAUGAGGAUGAGACAUGGUCUCUUACCCACGAAAUUGAUAAUCCAAGUGAUCAGCAUGAAAGAGAUGCAACCAAAGACGAGGAUGAUCAGUCCUAUGCAGAGGAGGCUUCUUAUUUAUCUGGCGAACAGUAUCUGCAAGCAGAAGAUGCUGAACCUAUUUCUUCAGAAAACGACCGAAGACUUACAGUCUCAGAAAUCUAUCCAGCUAGCAAGAAAAAGGAUUUGAUAUGCCAAUAUGAUGGGCAGUUGAUGGAUGAGGAAGUGCUCAAUUCAAUGCGUGAGGAGCCUGCUUGGCAAGGGUUUGAACAGCUUUACUCUGAGUCAGAUAAGAAACACACUGAUGGAUCAAACGAGAAAGCAAGUAGAAAUGAUGAUUCAGGCGGAUUUUUCCAUGUGAAGACUCAAACUGAUGGAGGUUUUUCGUUUGGCUCCUCGCAAAAAGAUAGGCAGUUGAUGCAUGCAGAAUCUAGUAAAUCAUUGUGGUCAGGCACUCCCAAGUCGGUAGUCAGAGAUAAGAACGCUUCAACAGCUACUGAUGAAAUGUUUACAACUUGGAGACGGAAAAGUAGUGAUUCCUCAAGCUCUCAAAGCUCUGUGAAAGAAGAUAAUGCAACGUCUGUAAAAUCUGCAAACUCGUCACCGUCUUCUCUGUCAAAUUAUGCUCGCGGGGAAAGAAAGCACGCUGAGAAAGAAGAUGAUAGAAGUGAUAGCAGUGAAAGAGAAGAUGACCAUGUGACAGCACUUGAUGAUGAAGAGGCAGUGGCUGUCCAAGAGCAAGUAAGACAGAUUAAGGCCCAAGAGGAGGAGUAUGAGGAUGACGACGACAUUGGUUAUGUCAGACAACCUACUGAGGAUGAAGCAUGGUCUCUUGCCCACGAAAUUGAUAAUCACUCAGAGAAGAACCUCUUGUCCAGAGGGUUUCUGACCAGUAUUCUCCUAUCUUUCUGCAAAGUUGUUUCUGCUGAGACCAUGAGGAAUGAACCAGUUUGUGAGACUCAACCAGUGUAUGCGACUUGCUAUGAGCAACUGAUGGUGUAUUCUGCGGUUAUUGUUGGGAUUGCUGGUUGCCUUUUAUUAAUCUGGAAAUUCUGUAUGGCUGGCGAUGUAAACCAAGUUCCAGCCGUAAAAAAGAAGAGGAGGAAUACAAACAAGAGCAAAACUAAGAAGAAGAAUGAUCUUGAAGCUAAUGGAGAAGUGAAACAAGACUUUGGAGAUGUGUUUGCCAAAUUUCUGGAGAAACAUAAUCUACAAGUUAAGGACGAUCUGGAUGUUCAGCAGGAAGUACUGCCAUGGACAAGUGAUGAGGAGGAAGUACUGUCACCGUUAAUUGAUGAGGCUAGGGUUUAUGAGUUUAGGGUUUAUCGUGGUGUCUACAACCAGAGGGAAGUUGCUUUGAAAUGCUAUCCUGCUACUGAUCUGCAUUUUGAAAUCAUGGCUAAUGAGUUGGCAAAGACGUACAAAGCAGAUUACCAGGCAAACAUACUCCAUUGCUAUGGUAUUCAGCAGUGUGAAGGAAGUGAUGUUUUUUGUCUCCUUCUACAGCCUUGGGAGUGCAGCUUAGAUGAGCUAGUGGAAUACUUCAAGGAGUCGAAGAAAAAACUGAGUGUGGAGAAGCAAACGUUUUUUGACAGUUUUGCCUAUAACAAGUUCUGGGAAUCAGCUACCCAUUCUAAACCUUAUCAUCCCACACCUCUCCUUAUAAGCCUCCUCAAAGGUAUCAUUAAGGGUGUUAGUCAGUUGCACUCCCACGGAAUUGUGCACAGGGACUUGCACCCUGGAAAUAUCCUAAUAACAUAUGAAGGGAAGAAGACUCUGACUGCGAGAAUUGGGGGUAUGAGUAGAAGCGUCUAUGUUAGUGAAAGGGAGUUGUUAACUGAUAGUGAUGAGGAGGAGCUUACAUCUUUGAAGAUUGAUCAAGCUAAUAAGAGGUGGCAUCCACCAGGUGUUGUGACCAGAAAGAAAAUCUUAUUCAGAUGUGAAAACGAUAUGUACUCGGUGGGAUGCAUAUUAAUCUAUGCGAUAUCUCGUACAGUUCCUCCAGACAAUAAGAAAGCUGCAUGUGAUCUUGUCGACUUUGUUCCAGAAGCAUAUCAUUUGGUUAAGGGGUUGAUGAAGAAUAGUCAUAUAAAACGUUUUAAAGCAGGGAAAGCCUGUGGCCAUCCUUUUUUCUGGAAAAAGGACAAGAAGAUGCGUUUCUUUGAGAUUGCUAGUAACAGAGUCGACUCUGAUACAAAAGCUGACCUACAGUCGGUGAUGACGUUUAGUUUGAGCAACACUUUGAAAGGGAAAACCAACGUUACUAAUUGGAAAUUAUGGCUAGAGCCGGAUUUAAUAACCCACAUGAACAAGCAAAAAGCGAAUUACCAAGGCUGGCAGUUUUUGGACUUAGUGAGGCUCAUGCGGAACACUUCCCAACACUUACAAGAGCUUCCCCCAUCUUUGCAAAUAUUUUCUCAAACAGAGCUUUGGGAACACUUCGAUAUGAAGUUCCCACCUCUCCUAAUAGAAGUUUAUAAAGUGGUGGAGAAACUGGUCGAAGGAGACAACCACGAAAAAGCAGUCAAAUUUGGAACCUUCUUCGAAGAGUAA